This is a messenger RNA of Physeter macrocephalus (sperm whale), 1515 nucleotides long. Its product is annotated as pancreatic lipase-related protein 3. The record is from RefSeq and is a predicted model, not a curated record. Gene Ontology annotation, molecular function: triacylglycerol lipase activity. Lineage: Eukaryota; Metazoa; Chordata; Mammalia; Artiodactyla; Physeteridae. Gene Ontology annotation, biological process: lipid metabolic process.
AUGACGUGGCAGAAAGCAGUGCCAAGUCUGAAGGCCUGCUUGAAGAGUCUUUGUCUGGUUCGGCUGUUAAAUCCUUUUCCUCUGCCCCAAGAGCAACAUGUUCUGAAGAGGGUCUGCUCCGUUAGCUUAGAUGCUGGAAUGAAGAAGACUGCAUUGGCUUUUCAGUCCAGCACAAACAACCAUCCAGAAGCAGCAGCUGGUUCCAGUUUCCUAAUACUCCCAGAACCAAAAGCAUGGUGCCCACUCAAAAAGCCCAGCCCUAGCCGGCUAGCAACCUCUCCUCAAGGGCCUGAAUACCAGCUCCGGAGUACAGUCCGCACACCCCCAACACCACUCGGGUCUAGCAAGUUUCCACAUUUACUAAUUUCAGUUAACCCUCUUAGUGGGAAACAUAGCCUUUCUCUGGGCCUUGUUCCUAUAAUACUAACACUCUGUCUUUUUGCUGCAGGAGAAGAAGUUAGCUAUGAAAGGGUGGGGUGAUUUAAAGAUGGUAUACCAUGGACUGGGACUUUGUCAAGAAAGAUGGCAGGUUUACCCUAAUCUCCAGAGAAGAUAAACACUCGCUUUCUGCUUUACACUAGACAUUAUCCCAAAGUCCAUCAGGAAAUCAGUGCAGCUAAUUAUUUAACUAUCCAGGUCUCACACUUCGAAACAGACAAGAUCACCCAUAUCAACAUACCUGGAUGGAAAUCAGAUGAAUGGCAGCAAGACAUGUGCGGUGUGUUCCUAAAAGUAGAAGAUGUGAACUGCAUUAAUUUAGACUGGAUUAAUGGUUUGCUGCAAUAUAUCCACGCUGUAAGCAAUCUCCGCGUUGUUGGUGCUGAGAUGGCUUAUUGUAUUGACGUUCUUGUGAAAAAAUUUGGAUAUUCCCCUUCUAAAGUGCACUUGAUUGGCCACAGCUUGGGAGCUCAUCUGGCUGGGGAAGCUGGGUCAAGGACACCAGGCCUUGGAAGGAUGACUGGGUUGGACCCAACUGGGCCGGGUUUCCACCACACUCCAAAUGAAGUCAGGCUGGACCCCUCAGAUGCCAACUCUGUUGAUGUUAUUCAUACAAAUGAAGUUCACUUCCUCUUCGAGCUUGGUGUUGGAACUAUUAAUGCUUGUGGUCACCUUGACUUUUACCCAAAUGGAGGGACGCACAUGCCAGGAUGUGAAGAUUUAAUUACACCUUUAUUUAAAUUUGAUCUCAAUAUUUACAAGGAAGAGAUGUUUUCCUUCUUUGAUUGCAACCAUGCCCAAAGUCAUCGCUUUUAUGCUGAAAGCUUUCUCAAUUCCGAUGCAUUUAUUGCUUAUCCUUGUAGAUCCUACAAAUCUUUCAAAGCAGGAGAUUGCUUCCAUUGUCACAAGGAAGGUUGCCCAACGAUGGGUCAUUUUGCUGAUAGAUUUCACCUCAAAAAAAUGAAGCCUAAUAGAUCGUAUUAUGUUUUAAACACAGGGACUCUUUCCCCAUUUGCCCGACACAGUCCAGUGGUCCUAACGGAGUCAAUUGCAGAGCAAUAUGCCUAUGCAUCAUGA